Molecule: messenger RNA, 723 nt
Organism: Aureobasidium uvarum
Lineage: Eukaryota; Fungi; Ascomycota; Dothideomycetes; Dothideales; Saccotheciaceae
Source: the annotation of a GenBank genome assembly
AUGGGCAAAGGUCUACGAUCAAGCGUCAACAAGACCAACAACAGAAAGCUCAAGAAAAAUGUCUUUGGCCCUGUCGAGGCCGCCCGCACCGAGCGUCUGUCGCAAAAGCUGCAAGAAUUAGCCUCGCAGCCAAAGCCCCCAAAGUCAGACAUGGAAGUCGAGGAAUCAGGUGGUGAGAAUCCUCCUCGCCGCGACACACUCUUGCCCAAACUGACGUCGCUGUUCACAGACUCGAAGCAGGCCGAGUCCGAGGCCAAGGCCACCAGCGCAAAUGGUGCGUUAAAUGCUCUUGCAAUCCCGGUUCCAAAGUCGCUCGCCCAUCAAUGUCCCGCUACUGCUGCUGCCUCGAUGAACAUGCUCACUCCCCCACCAAACCCUCCGCUCGACAUCUCCGACUUCAACAACCGCUCCGUCAGAUCUGCGCAUAGACGCUAUGCCGACGAACAGCUCUUCUUCCACCUCUUGGGUGUUUCGACCGACAUCCAUGGCUUCGACUCAUUUGGCAACAUCUGUUUAGGGUUCGGAUCCGACUCUGAGAGUGACAAUGAGAGCAGCAGCAACACCGCAAUGGACCUCGACUUGACCAACGCCCCCAGAUCAAGCUGGAUCAAGGCCGAGAAGAGAGCCAAGGAAGAUAAGCGCAACCGCAUCGCAAAGAAGCAAAAGCGCAAGGUCAUCAACCAAAUGACUUUCAAGAAGAACCCUCGUACCGGAAAGAAGUGA